Ostrea edulis (European flat oyster) is the source of this 1307-nucleotide messenger RNA. Its product is annotated as selenoprotein K-like. Lineage: Eukaryota; Metazoa; Mollusca; Bivalvia; Ostreida; Ostreidae. Gene Ontology annotation, biological process: endoplasmic reticulum calcium ion homeostasis; calcium ion transport. Bases 127 to 399 code for a protein of 90 amino acids. Gene Ontology annotation, cellular component: endoplasmic reticulum membrane; Golgi apparatus. The transcript has 6 exons. The record is from RefSeq and is a predicted model, not a curated record.
UCAUAUUUGCGUAUUAGAUGUAAACAAUAUGAAGUCAUUGAAAUGCUUGAUAGUAGUACACAUUAAUAUACAUUUAGAAGACGUAGAUUGACAUCGAUGAACAACUCAGCAAAGUGAAAACAGACGAUGGUUUACGUCUCACCUGGAGGUCAAGUUGUUGACUCCCAGUCUCCAUGGAGACUAUCCAUUAUUCCAGAGGUAUUCUGGGGGAUCAUCAAUUUUAUCGUAUUGUUCUUCAGAACAUUAGUGUCACCGUCACUGACUAGAAAUGGAACUUCACACUCGACAGAUUACAGAUCAGGAGGUGGAGGACCACCCCCUCCACCACGAAGAAGAAUGGGAGGGUUCCGAGGAGGAGGAGGAGGUGCCCCCAGCCCCCCACCUAUGGGAGGAGGAUGAGGAAGGUAAACAUCCAGGAGCCAUGUGACAAAGAGACACAUUCUGAUUGGCUGUCUGGAUGCCCUAUGUGAAAGGCUGUAGUUUGUAAUGGAAAAAACAGUUUAAAAAUCUUUUUUGAAACAACAAAGCAUGCUUCAGUUGAUUUGAAGUGUUUCAGUAUUAUUGUAUGUACACAAUACAGUAAAACACGGUUAUAGCGAACCUGUAAGACUAAUGAAAAACAGUUCGUUGUAAGUAAACUUCGUUAUAUCCAAUAAUUUUUUUGUUUUCCUCUAGUAGGGAAAUUAAUAUCACUUCACAAUAAGCAUGAGUUCAUUAUAAGUGUGUUCAUUAUAGGUGUGUUUUACUGUACAUUAAAUUGUCAUUAGUUAUUUUAAAAAGAGGCUGCAUGGCCUCAUAUUUUUCCAAUGGAUAAAAAAUUUCUACAAAGGUGAUAAUAUGCCUGUGUGCUGAAUUAACAUUUGAAAAAACAUUUUGUUCCAUCAUAAUACAAGAUUUUCAACAUAAACACAUAUUUAUGCAUUCAUGUACAGACUUUUAAGCCAUUACUAACUUCAGCCGACUCUGACUUUCACAUGUAUAGCGGACAAUGUUGAUGUCUGUGUAUGACAAGUAAUCCAUAACCUCCAGUUCUGAGUUGGAUAACUUUGAGUGUAAAUACUUGAAAGUCAGAGGAAUUUAUUUUGGUUCACUUGUUUUUAUAUUGAACUUACACUUGCUUUAAACUGAUUUAUAGUAUGGGUUAUUUAUUUAUACAGUAUGGGCACCUGUGUGUUCCUAUUGCUGUGUUUUUGGUAUUGUUGAUAAAUGUUAAAAUCAUGUCAUCAGCAUUCAUUUCAUCAUUUCAUAAGAUGUAUGUAUCAUACUGGAUGUCACUUUAUCAAAAUAAACAUACAUCAGUACAGUCA